AUGACACCAUGCUUGCCCGAUCUAUCACAUUUGAAGAGGCUACAAGAGUUACAGCUUGAUGACUUCCCCGAACUUGCGGAGAUUCCAGGUUUGGGGGAAUUGGAAUCACUGAAGUUUCUGCACAUUAUCAUGUGUGAUGUGAUCAAACAAUUGCCUAACCUAUCGACUCUGAAAAAUUUAUCGCGUCUCAAGCUAAUACAUUGCGUAAAGUUGAGAGCCAUUGAAGGCUUGAAAGAGUUGAAUUUUUUGGAGUAUGCAGAGAUCAGACAUUGCAUGUCCUUGGAAAGGUUGCCCGAUGUGCCGACAUCCACCAAAUUGGAGACAGAUCAGGCGCCGCCAGAACCUGCUGAACACACCAUGCAGCCAGCGAAGCGAUUGCGACUUUCAGUGGACUAUUGUGCUCUUGGAGGGAUUGGACGGCCUCUGGCAGUUUUGAUGAAGAUCAACCCGCACGUCUCUGUUCUUCAUCUGUAUGAUGUCGAGAAUACAGCUGGCGUCACCGCGGAUAUUAGCCCUACGGACACCGGUGCCGUGGUCCAUGGAUUACUGGGACAGCAACAACUGGAGGAAGGCCUUGUAGGAAUGGGCCUUGUCAUCAUCCCUAGCGGUGUGCCCAGGAAACCGAGAAUGACAAGAGAUGACCCGAUUAGCAACACUUUUAACUCCACAGUUCCCAUUGCAGCCGAAGAUUUCAAGAAAGCUGGCACUUAUGACCCAAAGAGACCGUUGGGCGUGACCAUGCUCGAUGUAGCUAGAGCAAAUACCUUUGUGGCAGAAGUACAGGGUCUUGAUCCUAGAGAAGUCGACGUUCCAAUUGUUGAAGGUCAUGCAGAAGUGACGAUUUUACCUCUUUUAUCUCAGUUUAAACCACUCACUCGUCAAGAAAUUGAUUACCUGACAUCACGCAUCCAAAAUGGCGGACAGAAGUUGGUUGAAGCUGAAGUUGGAGCUGGCUCUGCAACUCUCUCAAUGAUGAUUGAGCUUCCGUUCUUUGCAUUCAAAGUGCGCCUCAGUCGUACUGGGGCUAAGGAGGUUCUUCCCCUUGGUCUACUGAAUGAGUAUGAAAGGUCUCAAGUUUUAUUACUCUCAAAAUUUUAUUUCUACUUCGACUACAUCAAAGGAAAAUUAUUAUUUUAAAUUUC
Messenger RNA from Eucalyptus grandis, 1142 nucleotides. RefSeq names its product malate dehydrogenase, glyoxysomal-like. Gene Ontology annotation, biological process: malate metabolic process. Gene Ontology annotation, molecular function: L-malate dehydrogenase (NAD+) activity. The record is from RefSeq and is a predicted model, not a curated record. Gene Ontology annotation, cellular component: cytoplasm; chloroplast. The transcript is spliced from 8 exons. Bases 1 to 1137 code for a protein of 378 amino acids. NCBI's taxonomy places the organism in Eukaryota, Viridiplantae, Streptophyta, Magnoliopsida, Myrtales, Myrtaceae.